AUGUCUUGCCAGUCCACUACCAACGAUAGUCACGACGAUGAUGAUGCUAAUACUACAAACAGUUCUCAUACUCUCUAUCAACUUCUAGUCGAUUGGUACUGUACAAUCAAACUUAAUAGAUCUCUCUCGUCAGCUCAGCUAACAGAUCAGUGGAUUACACUAUGGUUUGCCAAACGUGAACAGCAGAAGCUAGCAGAUCAAAAACUAAUGAAAUAUCAUUCUGCUAUCGAGUAUUUCAUUCACUUUCAGCCAAAAACUUUAAAAGAAAAGAUGGCAAUGAUUAUACUCUACGAUCAAAUAACUCGUAAUAUAUUUCGAGGCACAGAAAAUGCUUAUAAAUACGAUGAUAUAGCUCGACGAAUCGCUUUAACGCUGGUAGAAACUAUUUCUCUCUCUACUCUACCAAUUCAAUUUCUACUAACAAUUGUUAUUUGCUUAAUUCAUUCGGAACAAAUUGAACAUCAAGAUCUUGUUAAAAGUCUAAUUCAACAAUAUGUAUUGAGACAUCCAUCAAUUGAUCCAAAUCUUCUAACAUCACUGAGUGGCAUAGCAAAAAAUCAUUAUGAUCGCAUACAAUUGUUUGGGCGAAUUCCAGAAAGAAAUCGUUUUAUUGGUCGACAAUCUACUCUGACAGAGAUCUCAUUUAUGAAAGCUGUAAAUACAGAAGAAAUGUUUUAG
Rotaria sp. Silwood2 is the source of this 678-nucleotide messenger RNA. Lineage: Eukaryota; Metazoa; Rotifera; Eurotatoria; Philodinida; Philodinidae. The record is from the annotation of a GenBank genome assembly.